This is a messenger RNA of Effrenium voratum, 453 nucleotides long. The record is from the annotation of a GenBank genome assembly. NCBI's taxonomy places the organism in Eukaryota, Dinophyceae, Suessiales, Symbiodiniaceae.
AUGUCUCGGCCCGAACUGCCCAAACAGAGCAUAGUUUGCAACCAUCAAUUGCAGCCUUUGUCGGUGUUCGAGCCCACCCAGUGCGGCCAUAUGGUCUUUUCUUGCUGCGAAGCGACCCCAGAUGGGGCCGUGGAGGAGGUCCAAGCUCUUCGCACCGUGGACUUGCCAAAGAUUGAGCCGGCAUCUGCCACCCCAACGCAAGCUGCCUUCACGUUUCAGCUCCCAGACAACUCUUCGAAAGAGGUCAUUUUCACUGAAAAGCCACUGGGUUUGGAUUUCAGCAAGUCUUUGCCCAUGACCGUGAAGGCAGUGCGAAAGGACUCUGUCUCACACGCAGCUGGAAUCGAAGCAAGAUGGGUGCUCACCCACAUUGGCAGAGAAGCCAUCCCUUCUGAUCUGAAAGAAGCGAUGGAAAAGAUCCUUGAGGCAGUGCGCGAGCUGCCACAAAAGUGA